AAGGUGGGGGGUGCCGUAUGAAUGUAAGAUUCCACCCUAUUCUCACGGCUUGCUUUUAAUUUGCUUAGAAAUCCUGCAGCACGUCAGCAAUUACAAAUUAAUUCCGUUAAUCAAUUUGUUUUUAAUUUGCUUAGAAAUCCUGCAGCAUGUCAGCAACUACAAAUGGAAAUGAAAAUUCUCCCUUAAUUCCAAAGGAACUACAUAAACCACAUUCCACACCUGGUGGGGAGACAAGUGUGGCUACCAAUUCAUCGGACUCCAAUAGUGCCUUGAGUCGACAACAAAGGGUCCUGAAUGCAGUGUGUAUUCUUGUUACAGAGUUAUGUGAGCGCAUGACCUUCUUUGGAGCAGCUGCAAAUCUAGUUUUAUUUUCCAAGAAUGUGUUAAAGCUACAGUCACCUUGGCCAUCAACAAUCACUCUUUUGUUCGCAGGAACAUGUUUUCUCACCCCUUUACUUGGUGGGUGGUUAGCCGAUUCUUACCUUGGUCAGUAUAACACCAUAUAUGGAAGCUCUUUGUUGUAUUUUGUGGGAGUUGUGCUUCUAGCUAUAGUAUCAGCUUCUGAUAAUUUGUUGAAGAGCAUAUUUAAUGCAUCAGGAAGAGUAGUGUUCUUUAUCCUGGCCCUUGUGUUGAUAGCAUUUAGUGCAGGAGGAAUCAAAGCCACUGUGUCACCCUUUGGAGCAGAUCAGUUGAAACAGGAUGGUCCAAGAGCUGUUCAGACCUUUUUCAACUAUUUUUAUUGGUUCAUUAACAUUGGAGCCCUCGUAGCUUUUACUGUGGUGGUUGCUGUCCAGCAAAAAGACAUUUUCUCUGGUUAUGCCAUCCUAGUGGGUUUUAUGUUCCUUGGAAUCAUUGUAUUUCUCACCUGUCGUAAUAGGUACUUGGUCAAGCCACCAGGAGGUAGCCAACUAACUGAAACAGCAAAAAUAAUUCACAAUGCCAUUAAAAAUCGGAAACAAAACACUGGUGGCUGGAUGGAUGGAGCAAAGAGCAGAUUUGGAGGAAAGUUUGGUGAUGAUCAGGUUGAAGAUGUCAAGGCUGUGUUAAGACUACUUCCUGUUUUCAUUACUUUCAUCUUUUAUUUUUCAGUUUUCUCUCAGAUGUCCACGUCAUUUCUCAUUCAAGGUACAUACAUGAAGCUAAAUUUUGAUGGCUUUUCCGUGCCAGCAGCAUCUUUGUCAUUGUUUGAUAUAGUUCUUAUUCUGGUGCUUGUUCCCCUUGUGGACCAUGUAGUUUAUCCUCGUAUUGAGCGCAGCGGGAUCAAGUUCACAUCCUUGCGGCGCAUUGGUGUAGGGUUUGUGUUAUCAGCAGCUUCUAUGCUUGUAGCUGGGUUGAUUGAAAUAAAACGACGGACAGUGUGGCAACACGGGAACAUAUGCACACAGACGGUUUUUAAUGAGAGUCACAGUGCCUCAUGUUUCAGUAUUUUCUGGCAAGCACCACAGUACUUAUUGGUUGGAUCUGGUGAAGUGUUUGCAACUAUUACUGGUCUGGAAUUUGCAUAUUCACAGGCUCCUAAAAACCUUAAUGGAGUGAUCAUGGCCCUUUUUCUAUCAGCCUCUGGCAUAGGAAGCUAUAUAGCAAACUUUCUAGUUGCUGUUGUCAACAGUGAUUGGUACCCUGAGAAGGAUCCCAAUCAGGGUCAUAUGGAGUACUUCUUCUUCAUGAUGGCUGGUUUGAUGACACUUAAUUUCUUGUUGUUUCUGUUCAUUGCAUCCUCCUACAAAUACAAAGAGUCAUCCUUACAAAGUAAAGGAGUACCAGGAUGCCCAUGAACUGACUGUUAGUGUUUCAUCUGUGCAUGGCUGAGUGACAUGUGUCAAUUUGCUACUAAAUGUGCAAAAACUAUUGUGUGCACCUGCCUGUAGGAAGUCCUUAGUGCAUGGUCAUGAGACAAUGCCAGCAA
Molecule: messenger RNA, 1906 nt
Organism: Pocillopora damicornis (cauliflower coral)
Lineage: Eukaryota; Metazoa; Cnidaria; Anthozoa; Scleractinia; Pocilloporidae
Product: solute carrier family 15 member 4-like
Biological process (GO): transmembrane transport; oligopeptide transport
Cellular component (GO): membrane
Molecular function (GO): transmembrane transporter activity
Source: RefSeq, a predicted model, not a curated record